AACGCUGCCCCCCGGGGCUACAAAAUCGAGCGAACCUUUACUCUGGCGUGUCCUUACGUAGCUGCGUCACUCCUAUUUGUUCCUUCCCGGUGCGUGCAAGGCGUCUGCUAUCAACUCACAGAAAUCAUGGCGUCCCUAUCCAUGGCCCCAGUGAACAUCUUCAGGCAAGGAGCCGACGAGGAGAAAGCUGAGACCGCCCGUCUGUCGUCCUUCAUCGGUGCCAUCGCCAUUGGAGAUCUGGUGAAGAGUACCUUGGGACCAAAAGGAAUGGACAAGAUCCUUAUCGGAGGUGGCAGGGAGGGAACUGUUACAGUCACCAAUGAUGGGGCCACCAUCCUCAAAGCCAUCGGAGUGGACAACCCCGCUGCCAAAGUGUUGGUUGACAUGUCCAAGACCCAGGAUGAUGAGGUUGGAGACGGCACCACCUCUGUCACGGUAUUGGCUGCUGAACUGCUCAGGGAAGCUGAGCUCCUCAUCGCCAAGAAGAUCCACCCUCAGAUAAUCAUCUCUGGCUGGAGGAAGGCCACCCAGACAGCCCGCCAGGCUCUGAAGGAGGCUGCUGUGGAUCAUGGUAACGACCAGGUGAAGUUCCAGGAGGACCUCCUGAACAUCUCCCGCACCACCCUGUCGUCCAAGCUGCUGACCCACCACAAGGACCACUUUGCCAAGCUGGCCGUGGAGGCCGUGCUCCGGCUGAAGAGCUCCGGUAACCUGGAGGCCAUCCACGUCAUCAAGAAGCUCGGAGGCAGCCUCAUCGACUCCUACCUGGACGAAGGCUUUCUGCUGGACAAGAAGAUUGGUGUGAACCAGCCCAAGAGGCUAGAGAACGUCAACAUCCUCAUCUCCAACACUGGCAUGGACACCGAUAAGAUCAAGAUCUUCGGCUCCAGAGUGCGUGUGGACUCCACGGCCAAGGUGGCGGAGAUAGAGAUGGCUGAGAAAGAGAAGAUGAAGGAGAAGGUGGAACGGAUCCUCAAGCACGGGAUCAACUGCUUCAUCAACAGACAGCUGAUCUACAACUACCCAGAGCAGCUGUUUGCUGCGGCAGGCGUCAUGGCGAUAGAACACGCGGACUUCUCCGGAGUGGAGCGCCUGGCUCUCGUCACGGGGGGAGAGAUCACGUCCACCUUCGACCACCCCGAGCUGGUGAAGUUGGGCCACUGCAAGCUGAUCGAGGAGGUGAUGAUCGGCGAGGACACUCUGAUCCACUUCUCAGGAGUGGCCAUGGGUGAGGCGUGUACCGUGGUGCUGCGUGGAGCCACACAGCAGAUCCUGGACGAGGCCGAGAGGUCUCUCCAUGAUGCCCUGUGUGUCCUGGCUCAGACCGUCAAGGAGACACGUACCGUCUACGGAGGAGGCUGCUCUGAGAUGCUGAUGGCCAAGGUGGUGACAGACCUGGCUCUCAGGACACCGGGCAAAGAGGCUGUGGCCAUGGAGUCCUUCGCCAAAGCUCUUCGGAUGCUGCCCACCAUCAUCGCAGACAACGCCGGCUACGACAGUGCCGACCUGGUGGCCCAGCUGAGAGCUGCUCACCAGGAGGGGAAAACCACCAUGGGUCUGAAUAUGAACCAGGGUACCAUCGGUGACAUGUCAGAGAUGGGGGUGACGGAGAGCUUCCAGGUCAAGAGGCAGGUUCUGCUGUCUGCUGCCGAGGCUGCAGAGAUGAUCCUCCGCGUCGACAACAUCAUCAAGGCUGCGCCCAGGAAGCGAGUACCAGACCAUCACCCCUGUUAAUACCACCAGGAGGAAGAGGGGAGGGGGGGGGUGAGGAAGAGGAGAGAGGGGAACAGGAGUUGCUGGUAGGGGAAGGGGAACAGACAAAGCCCGUAUUUAUGAUACUCCUGUCCAAGGCUGUGUACCAUACGUCACUUUGAAAUAAAAAACCCUGAUGUGUUUCUGUACCGUUGUCCCAAAAUCACAGCUUCAGUCUCUUUUGGUUAGUCUAAAUGCUCCUUUUAGUCUGUCGGGGUGUGUUACAAACCACUGCAGAGGCCAGACUGUCAACGCACUUGACAUCUCAUGCAGAUGGCUGUAUGGACAUGUGUGUUUGUUUGUUUGUUUACUGAAAUAAUAAUAAAUAAAAAAGUCACUCUGAA
This is a messenger RNA of Oncorhynchus mykiss (rainbow trout), 2096 nucleotides long. The record is from RefSeq and is a predicted model, not a curated record. NCBI's taxonomy places the organism in Eukaryota, Metazoa, Chordata, Actinopteri, Salmoniformes, Salmonidae.